GAAAUAUAAAAGAGUCUACAUACUAUUUUCACUGUCAGGGUUGCGUGCAACUCGCCAAUUUUUUUUAAGAAUGAUUCAAACACUCUAGCCUUUUCGUUUAUUAUAGAAACAAAUGUUUUGGAUGCAGGAAGCAGGUUCUGAAUGGAGAUAUAUGAUAGAGGAGCGUUCUUUCAGCCUACAGUUACAAUGAAAUUUCUCUCUCUACAUUCCUCCACUAUUAUUUUUCCGAUCAAUUCAGAUACACGGGAGUAGAUUUAUCUCUUUACCAGAUAUCGUGUGCAAAAUGCUGUUUGGUAAAGGGAUAUCUUUAAUAAAUUAGAAAACGGUGGGAUCUCAUGAUUAAGACACUCUUAGGCAUGAUAGUGAGUUUUGGUGAUCAUAGCGUUGUAGCAGUGCUCAUAGCCUUUUGAGGAACCCCAUGCAAAUUAGGGCCGGGUGUAACCACUUAGUAAUAUAAUAUCUUUUAAACAUUGCAUACAAGGAGAAGGGAAUCUUCCGCAUAAGGCUUCCUCCUUAUGCUUUCUUUUGUUUAUCUGCUAUUUAUUCAGUAAGAAAUCCUUCUAAUAGUGCGAACCAAUAAUCAAAAAAAUCAAGGCUGGUUUUAAAACAGGAACCCAAAUUCCUUUAUAGAAGAUGGUUUCGGUUCUGGAAAUCUCGAUUGUUAUAUGGGCUUAACCCAUAGGGUCUAAUGACCUGAAAAGAGCUUGGCUUAUUAUCCUUUCUCUCUGUCUUUUUAUUUUCUAACGUCGGUCGCUUCCCUCUCUUCUCCCCUUUCUGUUACACUAGAACUCAAGCUUGCUUUAAGUGUAUAUUCAAUUUCCUUCCCAUUCCGUUAUUCAUCCCCCCCCCCCCACACACACAAAAAAAAAAGCUCCUCUGUUACAAUUCACUCCCACAAAAUGGCUCGCAACAUGCUUACUUACAACCUCUAUGAGGGCCACCUCGAAGCCAUGGUCCAGGGCUACCGUGACGGGCUCCUGCGCAGUGAGGAGUACAACAGCCUGUGCCAGUGUGACACUCUGCACGACCUCAAGAGCCAGCUCCAGGUCACCGACUAUGGGGACUUCCUUCAACAGGAGGGGGUGCUCACCGCCCGCGGGCUUGCGGACCGCGCGCAGGAGGUCUUGCUCCGACAGUUCCGCGAGCUUCAGGCCUGGUCCCAGCCCCCGCUCUCCGAGUUCCUUGAUUUCAUCACCUACGAGUACAAGAUUUUGAAUAUCCUGAAGCUGGUCACUGCGAAACGAAGCGGGCGGGCGAGUUUGGAGUUUCUGACGAAAUGUCAUCCUCUCGGGACGUUCCCGGAGAUGCCUACCCUCAUCGCGGCGACUGAUGUUCGGGAGAUGUUUGAGGCCGUGCUCGUGGAUAGCCCGGUAAGUCGUUUCUUUAGCUGCGAAGGGAGCUUUGAGCGUGAUUUGGAUGAACUCCCUGUGGAAUUUAUCCAGGGAACCUUGCUAAAAAGCUACUAUGAACAGUUUUACGACCUUUGUGAUCGUCUGGGAGGGACCACAAGGGAUGUAAUGUGCCCGUUGUUAGAUUUUGAGGCCGAUCGGUUGGUGUUAACAUUUAUUAUUAAUACCUUGGGGAUGCGAGAAAUCACGCCGUCGGAUCGGCGAAAAGUCUUUCCUAAUCUCGGUACGUUGGUGGAUAUUCAUGAUGAUCUCGCCGAAAGUGAGAGUGUGGAGCAGCUGCGAGAGCGUUUGCGGCGCUUUCCGAAUUAUUAUCAACUUCUAGACGACAAUCGAUCGAUCGAUUCGUCUAAUAAGAAGUCAUUGGAGCGUAGUUUUGUCGAGUAUUCAAUUGUUUUAUAUAACGAUGCGAUGACGAGACAAUUCCAGUACGGGAUUUUUUACGCUUAUGUCAAGCUAAAGGAAUUUGAGAUUAACAACCUGAGGUGGAUAUCAGAUUGUGUUGUGCAGCAAAUGCGAAGCCGCUUGCACGAGUACGUUGUUAUUACCACUCAAUAA
This is a messenger RNA of Phytomonas sp. Hart1, 1964 nucleotides long. Lineage: Eukaryota; Euglenozoa; Kinetoplastea; Trypanosomatida; Trypanosomatidae. The record is from the annotation of a GenBank genome assembly.